UGACUGCCCAGCUCUUUUGGCUCCUCACAACGGUGGCUUUCUCCUGAGCAGCUCCCACACUGGCAGCCGUGGGCUGGCAGCGAGUCAAUGCAUCCCUGUGUGCAUCCUUGUGCCGGGAUGGCUCCGGAUGCCCCCGCCCUCCGCUGCCAUUGGCACUGCAGGCAAUAAGAAGGCAGCGAGUCCCCUGGACGGGCUGCACUGCUGUGUCACAGCCCCGACGCCAGCACGGAGAGCCACAUUGCAACCAUGUCUGAGCUGGAGAAGGCCAUGAUUGCCAUCAUUGAUGCCUUCCACCAGUACUCGGGGAAGGAGGGAGACAAGCACAAGCUGAAGAAGUCAGAACUGAAGGAGCUCAUUAACAAUGAGUUGAGCCAUUUCCUUGGGGAGAUCAAAGACCAGGAGACUGUGGACAAAGUCAUGGAAGCGCUGGACAGUGAUGGCGAUGCAGAAUGCGACUUCCAGGAGUUUGUAGCCUUCAUUGCAAUGGUCACUGCUGCUUGCCACGAGUUCUUUGAGCAUGAAUGAGCUGGUGGGAGAGAGGUGAGCACCUCCCGCUCAUGCUGGAGAGGAGCAGAGCAGCAAGUUCCUCUGGGAAAAUGACUGGAGUUCCUUGGAGUUAAGCUUGUGCUAGACUUAAGCAGCUUAUUAAGUUCUACGGCUUUGUGAACAAGAACCCCCUACAUGGUUCAGGGAAGUGCCCACCUGGCUGGAUGUGGUGUGAGAAUGCCUUGUCUCCAGCUCCUUCCAUGCUGCUGUAUGCCAGGGAUGUGCACAGGGCUGGAUGAUGCUGUGAUCCAAGCUUGCUUGCAAAGGGAAAAGGGGAAUUCAGGGGCCGAAGCAGGAGGUGAUGCAGAGAGGCUGGUUACAGAAGCCUGGUUCUGGCCUGAGCAGAAAGGCUCCUGUUGAUUCCCAUGGGCUCUGACUGCCCUGUGCAUGGCACUAACACAAACAGCACAGCCCGUCCCUGUCAUGGGGCUCAGCAGAGCUCACACACUUCUUGGUAAAUUGAGACACCCUUGGCUUGAAAGGCAAAGCAUAACUACCUAACAGCCCAGGCUCUUCUCUUGACAAUGAAUCCUCCUGCUUUGAGCAGCCUGCAGUCUGGAAGCAAAAGUGUAUGAGGCUCCUGCCUUAGGGACAGCCGCUGGGCCUGGAAGCGCCUUGGUAAGGUCUCCAGGCUCAGUCAGAAGGCAUGAAGGGAUCUACCCAAUGUGACCACAGUGCUUUAACAUAGACCAGAGCCUCCAGUGUGUGGAAAUGGUGAGAAUAAAAUGUUGGUUUGGUC
Neopsephotus bourkii (Bourke's parrot) is the source of this 1285-nucleotide messenger RNA. It is a transcript of the gene S100B, whose product is annotated as S100 calcium binding protein B. Gene Ontology annotation, cellular component: cytoplasm; nucleus. Gene Ontology annotation, molecular function: zinc ion binding; calcium ion binding; RAGE receptor binding. The record is from RefSeq and is a predicted model, not a curated record. The coding region runs from base 247 to 525 and encodes 92 amino acids. Gene Ontology annotation, biological process: positive regulation of canonical NF-kappaB signal transduction; positive regulation of cell population proliferation. The transcript has 3 exons. NCBI's taxonomy places the organism in Eukaryota, Metazoa, Chordata, Aves, Psittaciformes, Psittacidae.